This is a messenger RNA of Rhagoletis pomonella (apple maggot), 368 nucleotides long. RefSeq lists its product as uncharacterized. The record is from RefSeq and is a predicted model, not a curated record. The transcript has 2 exons. Bases 51 to 368 code for a protein of 105 amino acids. NCBI's taxonomy places the organism in Eukaryota, Metazoa, Arthropoda, Insecta, Diptera, Tephritidae.
UUGUCAAUUAAACACAAAUAAAUAACAAAGAUUUAAAUGAAAAACGAAAAAUGAGUGCUUUAAUUGCGUUUGCUACCAUAUUUAUGGAAACUGAGGAGCAUGCAGAAGAAGCCCUUAAUAGAAGAAUACUGCGGGAUCAUUCCAAUCCGUUAGAGGUUCCUGAAUCGGUUUUCGUGUCCAACUACAGAGUCAACAAAGAUGCCUUUAUUAUGCUGUUGAACGUUGUUGACCCUCACAUAAAAGGCACAUCCAUUCCAACGCAACUGCAACUGGCAGCUACUUUGAGAUUCUUAGCUGAAGGCGGUUUUCAGAAAGCAGUGGGAAAAGAUAGCUGCAUUGCAAUGGGCGAAGUACGGUGGCUAAAGUAA